Molecule: messenger RNA, 642 nt
Organism: Microtus oregoni (creeping vole)
Lineage: Eukaryota; Metazoa; Chordata; Mammalia; Rodentia; Cricetidae
Product: zinc finger protein 431-like
Exons: 3
Biological process (GO): regulation of DNA-templated transcription
Source: RefSeq, a predicted model, not a curated record
AUGUAUGGUAUAUUUUUGAAGACAGUGACCUACGAUGAUGUGCAUAUCAACUUCACUCAAGAAGAGUGGGAUUUACUGAAUCCUUCCCAGAAAACUCUCUACAAAGAUGUGAUACUGGAGACCUACAUGAACCUCACAGCUAUAGGAUACAUUUGGGAAGACCUGAACACCAAAGAACAUUGUCAAUGUUCUAAAAGACAUGCAAGGAAAGAAGAAACACAUAGCGGAGAAAAAAGUGAAAUUAAGCAAUGUGAUGAAGUCUUUUCUUAUCAAAAUCAUCUUGAAAAGCAUAAAAUAACACCAACUGGAGAGAAACACUACGAAUGUAAUCAGUGUGGUAAGGCCUUUGCACGUCAUAGUCACCUUCAAUACCAUAAAAGAACACAUACUGGAGAGAAACCCUAUGAAUGUAAUCAGUGUGGUAAGGCCUUUGCUCAACGUGGUACUCCUCAAAGUCAUAAAAGAACACACACUGGAGAGAAACCCUAUGAAUGUAAUCAGUGUGGUAAGGCCUUUGCUCAACAUGGUACUCUUCAAAGUCAUAAAAGAACACACACUGGAGAGAAACCCUAUGAAUGUAAUCAGUGUGGUAAGGCCUUUGCGCUUCACAGUCACCUUCAAUACCAUAAAAGAACACAUACU